This is a messenger RNA of Centruroides sculpturatus (bark scorpion), 4016 nucleotides long. RefSeq lists its product as uncharacterized. NCBI's taxonomy places the organism in Eukaryota, Metazoa, Arthropoda, Arachnida, Scorpiones, Buthidae. The record is from RefSeq and is a predicted model, not a curated record. Bases 1 to 2514 code for a protein of 837 amino acids. The transcript has 8 exons.
AUGCCCGGGGCUCCUUUUAGAGUUCAGAGUAUCAAAUUUAAAUACAUCUGGAAACGAAGGCUUGCUUGGGGUCUGGGUGGCACAACUGGCAAGCACACCACACUUCAAGAGGAGGCUGAGUUCAAGCCCUGCCCCAGUAAUGGAGUUGGAAAUAGCAGUAAUACAUUUAUUCAGUAUCAGCAACAAAGACCGCACGUUCCAGAUUUAACAAGUUUGCAGCAAAAGUUGGCACAGUUAACAACAUCUGGUAAUAUUUGUUUGCUACCCAACACUAAUGUCUGUUUAGAUGGCAUAUUAGGAGAAUGCAGUCAGAUUAUUUCCUCACAGAAUAUACAAAAUCUGAGCUCAAACAUAAUUAAUUCUCCAAUCUGUCAAGCAGUGGAACAUGUGAUAGAACAGGCAGAAAAUGUUUCAGAAACCCAAACACCGUCUUCACCAAAGCAUCAAAUCUCUAGAUCUGCUGUUGAUUCAAUAACAGGAAAUUGUGGUUCUUUAUUUACAACGCAUUCUUUAACUCAUUCGCUUUAUUAUUCAAUUCCCUUGAAACUUACAAGUGGUCAACAGGAAGGAUCAAUUCGUAAAUUAACAGUUGCUACAAAUUUAGAAGAUCUAAAAUUAGAACUUCAAAAAUUGCAUAAUAGCAAUAUAUCAUCUGUCAGUUUAAAAGCUAAUAUUGAACAAGGACUUCAAGCUAUAUUUUCACAAACAGUCCCUGCUCAAACAAUUACAACUCCUGCUCAUUCACAACCUCAAGUUCUUUCUUACGUUCAGCCUCCGUCAAUUCCAAUUUCACAAAUUUCUGGAUAUGGAGUACUUUCUGAUUAUCCUUUAGUGCAGUCUUCAGAACAUUUCCAAAAUGCUUUGGAAGCGUCAUCAAUAUCGUCCAGUACAGUAAUUACUCCGUUAUCAGAUAAUAAGUCGUCGCGGUUUCACGUCAUAGCCGUUAAAGACGAUCCUCUGAAAGAAUCUAUGCAAUUCGAUCAUUCCAUUUAUAGUAGGAGAGAUGAUUACCAAGAUGCAAAGGGACCAAACGAAGACUCCCUGACGUCAGUCAUAAAGACAGGAAGAUUCCACGUUACCACGCUGAAGGACGAAGUACCCCAAACGUCUCAGCAUAAUAAUAAUACUCUUCAAUGUGAUGCCAAUGCCAAUUUAAUUGAAACAUCCAAAAUACUUCGAGAAAAAUCUAGUCAGAUUCCUUCAAAUAUGUUAAAGCGCGAAGAGGAAGUGCGAUGGGAGGAAACACAGGUAGGCCACCACUCUUCUUUUCUGCCCGUCGGUCCCUGCACCUUUUCUCCUUCCCACGCAACCCUCCGAAAAGUAUUGGAGACGCCAGAAUCCGUCCCACUCCACCUUCUAGCGCCCACCUUUCCAGCGGAGGAGACCUGUUGGGAAGAAGGUGUCCCCUUUCCCUACCCAGACCCCGGUAAUUUCUUGGAAAAACCGUGGGAGACAUCCUUGGAACGGGCCUUGGUGUGCAUGAUGCGAGGAAUUUUUGCCAGGCAGACGGAGCUCGGCUGGCCCCUCCCGCCGCCACCAAUUAGAGUUAAAGAGGCUGGUGUUCAGACUGAGAAACCCGCAUUUAGAAAUGCGGGGACCAGCAUGAUACGACACACCCCCGCCGAGGUCGCGGGCUGGCAGAAAAGUCAGAGUGAAAGGUGUGGUGGGGGUGACGGGAGAUCCGGUGGAGGUGCUUGUGUUUCUCUUCCAUUGCACAGUUCCGGUCACGAGCCACGUAAAACCCGGGCGGCGGCCAGGCCUGCGACUGCCGACGACGUAACCUCCCAGUCCGGCCACAAAAGCGUAUUGGAAUACGGGCGAAGUUUGUCUCUGGGCCAGUUCAUGACCGCUUUGGCUGGCGAAGACUGUGGGCCUGGCCACCGAGAGGAGGCUUCCGUCUACGACGCCUAUCUUCAACGGCUGCUGAUCAGACAAAGGAGAGAAAGGGAGGAGCUGGAGAGACGUCACAGGAGGGAACUCGAGUCCUUUCGACGGGAACGACGCUCCGAAGAACUCGACGCUCGACCCCUUCCCGAACCUCCGCCGGGAUGCUCCGCCUCCCACGCCCGUCCCCGGGCUUCCCGGCCCGACCGUCUGACCUUCGAAACCUCUUCCGGCUCCGUCCUUUCCGUCGGCGGCCGCGCCUCCGCCCCGGCCGCGGAAGGAGCGGGCGGCCCGUGGGAGAUCGAUCCCCCCUCUUCACCCGCUCGGACCGGCAACGCCACCCUGACCGAAGACCUGCUUCGGUUGGUGCGGGGCCUGGGAGCCGGAACGGAUCCCGCUCCCGGGGGCGGAGGGCGGAGCGUCACCCUGGACCAGAUGAAGGAGAUGCGACUGACGGAGACGCCGCCCCGGAGCCUCUUCUCUCCCUCCUCCUCUCCCUCGGCCGGAAGUCGUCCCUUCCGCCCGCCGGGUGCCCGGAGCGAGGGGGCGGCCGUCAGCUGGAGCACCACCGAUCGACCUUACGUGGCCUCUUCCGCCUCCUUCCGCUUUCCCGCCCGCCGCGGGCGGUGACCGUCUUCCGGCGGCCGGGGGCGGGGGGAGGCGGGGCCUCCGCCGCUCCCGGUCCGAAAAGGAGGAGCGCGGUCGUCGGACCUCCCCCUCCGGCAGCCGCCGCGCUCUUCUCGGACGUUUUUUUCUCGCGCGGAGGCGACGCGUCUCGGUAGACGGCGCGGCCUCCUCCGACGGUUGGCUCAAUAAAGUCUUUGCUUACGUAAUCCGAGUCCGACUCUUCCUUUGUCCCGUCGAUUUACACGCGAAGGCGAAAGCGCGAUUUGUACUUUGUCACUUUUACGAAUAGACGGCGAUUUAAAAAACCCGAUAUAUACAGCAGUUACCACGUUAACGUUGUUUUUGUUUACCUUAUGGAAAUUAAAUUCUGUAUCUGUAUUAUUUUCAAUACCGAUCUUUCUUUCGCGCUGCCAGUCGAGACAAAAACGUUUUCGUCAUUGGCUGGCUCUUGCCAGCGCACUUACAUUGGCCGACGUGAAAAUGUUUAACUCUCUUCGCCAGGCGCUCUGACGCUUCGCUUCCGACGUAAAUCGCUCUCGACGAUAGCGUUUCCGACGGCGACAAGUUUUAAGAAGGGAGAGGCCUAAACCCCGAGCGGAUGGCUCUUCUUUCUUUUUCUCUUUUAUUGCGGACGGAGGCGGUGUUGAAAGGUUUGCCGCCGACCGGGAGUAAACUGACGCGACCACCGCCGUUCGGUAGCUCGGCGACGAUAUCGUACCAGCGACCCGUUUGGGGGAAAAGAGCGUCGGAAAGCCGAGAGCGGGGACGACCGAAGUUCCGGUCGGAAUAUUUGGCCACCGAGCGCGGACGGAAGGGGCGUACUAAAAGGUAUCGAAAUUUCGGGUAACGUAGGCGCCGGCUUCUUUCCGUCCGCCGGGUUGGUGUACGUUCGUCUUUUCGGAGGUGGACGGGCACGCUUAGGUGGUUUGUGACGGGAGUGGGUUUCGGCUUCUUCUUCCGGUUUAUUUUCUUGUUUAUAAAAGAACGCCGCCUCUUCGAACGUCUACGGAGGAAAACAGAAAAGAAUCGACAAAUAUUACGCCGGAAGUCGAUGGACAAAGCCACGACAAACCAAUUUUGAACAUAAUUUUUAAAAACUCUGGAACUCGGCAUUUGCCUAGAUUCGUUACUCGGAUUGUUCCGGUGUAUUAUCAUUUAAAAUGUCGGUGACGAUUUUCCCACCGUCGGCUCCAACACGGGCAAACUACGAGUCCUUCGGGUAUUUCGGAUAGAAACGUUACCAUAUUUUUUUAUUGUGUUUCCGAGGUAACUAUUUUCAUUCUUACCAUUAAUUAAUUUGUGGCUGGCCGGUAAAACUUGUUGUAUAUAUAAGCCAUGGAUUCGGUCUAUUUUAUCAGUUCGAUAAUAUUCCGACACUCAAAAUGUAGGUUGGGGACGGCUGCAAUAAAGCCAUGUUCCCCUCGUAGUUCGGGUUUCUUCGUUCAAUUAGGCAGUUAACAAACAUCCCUUAUUUAAUAAAAAGUAAAAUACAUCUGGAUACGAGU